AUGACUGAAGCCAAACAAGAUUUAAUAGAAUUAUCAACAAAUCCUUUAGAUGAAUGGAUAAAUACACAUUAUGAUGAAUUGUGUGCAGGUAUGACGUGUAAAAAUGCUCUAUUCUGCAAACCAUCAGACAUGAAAGACAAAAACUUUCAAAUGAGCAUUAAGGAUAAAUGUGAAAGGAAACAGAGAAGAAUAGAUGGUAAACAGACGUGGUGUUAUGUUUUGAAAGAAGAAAUGAAAGGAUUAUAUAAACAGGUUGAACCAAACGAUAAUGAGGAUUCAUUUACUGAUGAUGAAAUACCCGUAAAUGAGCCGCUAAGCGGCGAGACCUGA
Molecule: messenger RNA, 330 nt
Organism: Trichomonas vaginalis G3
Lineage: Eukaryota; Parabasalia; Trichomonadida; Trichomonadidae
Exons: 1
Coding region: 1-330 (109 amino acids)
Source: RefSeq, a predicted model, not a curated record